GCAUCCAUUACAUCGUGCCCUUCUCGGCGGGUUUACUACACAACUCUGGGUUGCCAUGUUGUCACAUAAGUAGGUACAUAUGUACAGAGUAGUAACGUAUUGCCCGUGCUAUCAUCAUCUGUGUUUGGAACUCACAUAAUUAGCCCCCAACCAUCUGGUAAGUUAACUCCGUCGUGUGGAGAAGGAUCGAAUGACCACAUGCAGUGCUACCAUUUCCUUGACUCAUUUCCUUGACUCACCUAAACCUCGAAGCUCUAUCCCUAUUUCUUUUGCCCCGCUCCCUUCGUCAGGGCCUGAGGGGUUGUACUUGGUCGUCGUUCGUACAGCCGCCGCCCGAAUGUCUCACAUCUCGUUCUGCUGCCGUUCUCCUAUUCUAUUAGACCGACCUCACCCGUACAACUUGGAUUCAUUCUUUCCUGUACAUCGAAGUCAAUAUGGCGGCCUCACGGCACAUCUUUCGAGACUAUCCCAACCCGACCUUCCUUGAAUCGGCUGGUGGAGUCGUCUUUGAUCCUACCCGUACCAAGAUCAUCAUCCUGUACGCCAUUGAACAGUCCGAGUUCGUUCUGCCGAAGGGUCGACGAGACAUUCACGAGAGUCGCGCGGCGGCGGCGAUGCGAGAGGUGUAUGAAGAGACGGGACUCCAGGCCGAGAUCCUUCCGACCUGCAUGGAAACACGUGCGACCCCAAGUCUCGCCAUGUUCAAGGCUAACAACCAGCUGGUGGACGACCACGACCCCAGAACGGUGGCAGAUGUGCCGAACAUCCCGAGAAGGGUUGAGCAGUGCAAAGAGCCGUUUUGGUUGUGCGUCAGGGGGCCCAACGGGAUGGGGCUUAAGCUCAUCUGGUGGUAUACCUGCAUUGUCAAAGACCAUCGCUGGGGAAGCUUUACGGUCGAUCGGGAUGGGAAAAUGUAUGAGACGGGGAGUGAAUACAAGUAUGAGGUCUUUAUGCUUGAUAUCGACAAAGCUAUCGAAACUUUGACCUUCCAAGGGGAUCGAGACGUGGUUAGAAAAGCGGUCGAGAUCAUGGACGGGAAUGGUUCGGAAGGGCCCGAGGACAAGAUAUCCAUGGCGUGCCUGUAAGAUCACUGUUUCGCAUCGUUGCAUGUAAUACCAUUAUCAGUCCGAUUGGCAGCAUUAGCGGUAGAGUAAAGUUUUCAACCUUAGAUAAUCAUCCGUAUUGACGAAAAGCCUGAUACGAAGGAGGAAGAAGAGGGUAGAGAACGGUUCUGAAGUUGCUACCAAGCUUGUUCACUGCUAGUAAACAAUAUUAGAAUCUCUUCCCAGU
Eremomyces bilateralis CBS 781.70 is the source of this 1290-nucleotide messenger RNA. RefSeq lists its product as uncharacterized. The coding region runs from base 435 to 1085 and encodes 216 amino acids. The record is from RefSeq and is a predicted model, not a curated record. Gene Ontology annotation, molecular function: bis(5'-nucleosyl)-tetraphosphatase (asymmetrical) activity. The transcript has a single exon. Gene Ontology annotation, biological process: AMP biosynthetic process; ATP biosynthetic process. NCBI's taxonomy places the organism in Eukaryota, Fungi, Ascomycota, Dothideomycetes, Eremomycetales, Eremomycetaceae.